Molecule: messenger RNA, 1732 nt
Organism: Diachasmimorpha longicaudata
Lineage: Eukaryota; Metazoa; Arthropoda; Insecta; Hymenoptera; Braconidae
Exons: 6
Coding region: 450-1727 (425 amino acids)
Biological process (GO): detection of chemical stimulus involved in sensory perception of smell; sensory perception of smell
Cellular component (GO): plasma membrane
Molecular function (GO): olfactory receptor activity; odorant binding
Source: RefSeq, a predicted model, not a curated record
GCAUGACUCAAAAUGAUAAUUUUCAUCAUAAGUUCUGCAACACAUUCUCCAACGCAUCUGCAUGUGUUGUAAUAAGACUCAGAGGCGAUUUUUUAAAACAAUUCACAGGGUUUAGUGACAAUAAAAACUUCAGUGUGAACAUGGAAUACAAGACGAACAUUGUUCUGCUCAAAAUGUUCAAUGGAAUUUGAAUUCUUAACUGUUCACAUUCCCAUGAACAACUGACGGGUGCACAAAGCCCCUGAUUUUGUGCGCAUGUCUUCACUUGGUCGUUGAGGGAACGUUGUGACCAGGAACUCAAUUGCUAAUGCAGGAGAUUUGCAGGAAAUGAAAUGCAUAAAUAAUGAACUUUUGGGAACUCUAUAUCACGCAGGUGCCGAGACUAGAUUCCUGUACUGUCUGCCUACAUCGGCAUUUCUGUUACUACUUCAGCUGCUAUUCACUUCACGAUGACACCAGAUGCUGAGUUAGAGAGGAGAUUCCUGAAGGCGCAGAAUGUUUUGCAUUACGUGAGUCGUCCAGUUGCCUUUUUGGGAAUGUGGCCAGUGAAUGUAACCACUGGCGACCGAAUAAGAAUGUUUUUAUACUUCACAUAUCACAUUUAUCGAAUGGGGAUGGAGUUCAUCGAUCUCGUCAUGGUUUUCGGAAAUCUUGGACAAGUCAUUGAAAAUCUCAUGAUAACAGGUACCCAAGUAGCCCUCAUGAUGAGACUCACAUUUCCAAGGUUCACUACGAGUAUGCGUCGAGUGCUGGACGGAUUGGCUGACUUGCAUCAACGUAACAAGUUCAAUGACACCAGAGAAAUGGAGAUCUUCAUCAAAUACAGCGAAAUUUGUGAGAGAUGUUACAAGAUUGUCUUGUGGCCAGCGACCUUCACUUGUGUCUCGUGGUAUCUCACGCCCAUUCAAACCUACUUCAUCGUGAAAAUACAGAAUGGAACAUUCGUCUAUGCAUCCCCAUGGCGAAUGCCUUCGUUCGAAGCUAUGGAGAAACCUGAAGUAGCAAUCCUUCUACAUCUUAUCGAAAUACCAGUGACGUAUUUGACUGCUUGCUAUUUGUUAACUUAUUGCAUAUAUUUCACUCUCGUAAAUCAUAUCCGAGGUCAACUAGUCAUCAUGAGUUAUAAAGUCAAGAAUCUCAAAAUAGAUGGUGCAAAAAAUAUCAGAGAAGUGAUCAGUCCCAUUGUGGAAAAACAUAUCGCAAUUCUUCACUUUUCCAGUGUAGCAAAAUCCUUGGACGACUGCUCCCACUUUUUCCUGCUUUACGAACUCCUCAACACGACUCUCACUCUCGCAUUAUUAUUGUACAACAUAAUGGCGAACAUUAGCUUGAGUGAAACAGCUUUGAUCAUCAAUUUCUCAUUUUAUAUGUUUAACAUGACUGUGCUUGUGUUUGCCAACUGCUACAUGAGUCAAUGUUUGGAGAAUGAGGCUGCGAACCUGUUUCAUGCAUUUUACGAGCACAAUUGGAACGACCUGCCAUUGCCAUAUCAGAAAGCAUUGAUAAUAUGUAUGUUACGUGCUCAAACACCUCUGCACAUCACAGCCGGAAAAUUCUACAAAUUUUCAUUGAGUGGUUUUACAAGUGUUAGAAUUUUAUCUCUUGCCAUCCUCAAUUCCCAAUUCAAUCAAAUUUUUUUUCCAGAUCAUGAAAUCAUCCAUGGCCUUUGUAUCAAUGUUGAGAGCAACGCUUUGAAGUCCAUUUACGAUUUACUCUAUGAGUACUAAAACAU